CUUAAUGUAGCUGAAAUCAGAAGGACAAAAGUGCUCAGGCUGCACUACCAGCUAAGCACACAACUCUAGGCUGGCGGUCUUUGUCAUCGAUUGAUCCGUGGAAGCAUGAGGUAGGAGCUUGUGAGGACCAGAGCUAUCUUGAACACUCCUUGUCGUCUUUUGCAGCACACCCGGCAAAGAUGCUAUUCAUGAAACCGUCAAUGCCUAAUAACCAUCCAAGUUGCCCGGAAUCAGUCAAUCGUUACCCCAAAACAAAAACAUUCAAAAUGUCCGCGUACAUUCGUCAUAUUCCUCGGGUCAGGUGCCACCUGAAACGCCUUUUUUCGUCGAAAACGACCAACUCUCCCAGCUGUGAUUCCGAUGAUUGCAAAGUCGAAAACCUCGUAUCGCCAGCGAUCAAUUCACACGUCCAGAAUGCCAUCAACGAACAGAUCAAUACCGAACUGACAGCUGGUUAUACUUACCUCUCGAUGAGUUUCCAUUUCGCCAAAUCCACCGUUGGAUUGAUAGGAUUUUCAAAACUUUACUGCAGCAUGUCCAAAGAAGAACUCGACCACGCCAAAUCCCUGGCUCAGUACCUGCUUAAACGCAACGGUUCGAUCGAUCUUGGUUCUAUACGAAAACCACCAAGCUGCAGUUGGUCCAACAUCGGAACAACACUAAACGAAACCAUACGACUCGAGAACAGCGUAUCUGAAUCACUCUCCGGGCUGUAUCGAUUGACCGAACGACACAACGACCCCGUGACCGCAGAUUUCAUCGUUACGGAAUUCUUCAAGGAACAGAUUGAAUCGAUCCGGAGUGUUAAUCUUCUGGUGGCGCGAUGGCGAACCCUGGAGAAGGCCCCGAACGGAGUCUAUCUCAUGGACCAGGAAUUGAGGAACAAAAACGAUUGAAGUCUAGUUUUAAAAUACGCUACUUAUAUUUCGGGUUAAAACAUUGCACGUGAGCCCAUGGAAUAAAAUUGUCAUUAUUGAA
Molecule: messenger RNA, 978 nt
Organism: Aedes albopictus (Asian tiger mosquito)
Lineage: Eukaryota; Metazoa; Arthropoda; Insecta; Diptera; Culicidae
Product: ferritin, heavy subunit
Exons: 2
Coding region: 180-896 (238 amino acids)
Biological process (GO): iron ion transport; intracellular iron ion homeostasis
Cellular component (GO): cytoplasm
Molecular function (GO): ferric iron binding; ferrous iron binding
Source: RefSeq, a predicted model, not a curated record